AUGAAUGAGAUGAAGCAUUUUAAUGGAAUGAGGCUUUUAAGAAGGCAAGCUUGGGAACAAUGCCAUCUACUCAAAGGGCAUAGUGAGCAUCGGAGCAAUGAAUGGAAGGAGCAGGAAGUGCUCAAGAGUUGUGUGCAGGCGCUCGAAGGACGAUGCUCGCGACGAAGCGAGAUCGCCCAUCAGCAGAAGAUGGCCGUCAAGCAGUUCGUCGCCAAGAUUGAGGUCAUGCUGUUGAACGAGCUCGCCGCGAAUGUUGAGCGCCACAAUGAGCCCGAUAGGAGAUUGAUUUCCAAAUUGAAUAGGGAAUUGAUUAACUUCGAUGCCAAAGAUGAUCGCCCUUCAAUUUAUCACGUUCCAUCGCCUUCGCGUCCCGCAUGGAAGACGUGGACACUAUCGGACGCUGAUCCGAAUAGAAUGCAAAAAGUUCUCGACAUGACCGCUGAUAUAAUGCGAUUGCCGCGACAAAUUCCGUACCAUGAAUCGCUGGAAUUACGCCCGACCGCCGAUUGGAACGCGAGAAUCAUCAGCAAUUUCAUUUGCGAGAUCAUCGGAUUAGCGCCGACCUAUGCGGAAUCAUCGGCGAGAAGCGAGAUUUCGGAAGAGAGGCGUCGUGGAUGUAGUGCAGAUUCGUCGCUUUCCAGAUUUGUUCGACAAGGCCCUUAUGUGUGCUCAUUCCGCGAAAGGAGUAUUCCGGUCGACGAGGGUCGCGUCGCAUCGAUGUCAUCGAGCAGUCUGAACGACACGAGAGCGGCAUCGACGACGUUUUCUUCGCUUCCGCCCCUCACCGACUACACAUCGCAUCCGAGCUCGAUAUUGAGCUCCCAACAAAUCACGCCGACGCCGCGCGAAGAAGACGACGACUUCAAAUCGUUCGGCAAAAGCUUUCUGACGCGCCCGAUUUGCGUCGAGUGCUUCAGCACGUCAACUAGGAAAAAUAUUUUAGCGGUCUCGGAUAGUUGUGGAGGUGUUUAUAUAACAAACUCGAAGGGCGAAAUUGAGCAGCACAUUCUGAUCAAAAACUCGUCGGCGAGUUCAAUUUGCAUCGAUGAGAAAAAUGAGUUGCUGUAUGUGAGUGUGAUGCAAUCGAAAGGUCGCUCGAUUCACGUGUUCGACGUUGCGCAAGAUUGCCGAAAAGUUGAGGUGAUCGCUUGUCCGCGUGAGCCAAAAAUCGAGAUGAGCCGAACGCGCUGGAUUACGGUCGGACCUCGUGGGCAUCUGUUCAUGACAAGCGGCGACAAUAUCAAAAGCGCUCUGUGGACGUAUGUGCGAAGUAAGAAGGCGUGGAAAUUGUUGAAAGAAUCGCGAAAGACGAGAUAUCAAUAUUUGAAUGUUGCCGAAGAUCAAGCGGAAUACAAAGCGGUGGUGCUAUUGACGUGCGACGCCGCCAACAAUCGAAUGUUGCUGUUCGUCGUUGACCAUUCGAUGAGCCUCAUCAAUGAGUACGACCUGAGCAAGACCUAUCGUCUGCACGAGAAUAUUCAAUCUCCUGCUUCAGCCAUUGUUGAUAAGCAAGGAAAUCUGCUGAUUCUUGAUUACGCGACCGGCCGAAUAUGGAUUCUAUUGUCGGGUGUGAAAGGAGUCCGUCGGCUCAAACAAAUCAGCCUUCCCGAUGUCGUCAAACCUCAAGAAGCUCUCGGAAUGUGCACAAAUAAUGACAUUCUCUAUGUGGCCCUAUUCAAUCGUCGCGAGAUCAUUUCAAUCAAAUAUCUGUCGAACGGCGUCUUCCGUCCGCCGAUGGUCACGUCAUCGCCGAUUCAGCAGCAACGACGAAGUGCCAGCCUUCCGAGGGACUAA
Molecule: messenger RNA, 1794 nt
Organism: Caenorhabditis bovis
Lineage: Eukaryota; Metazoa; Nematoda; Chromadorea; Rhabditida; Rhabditidae
Source: the annotation of a GenBank genome assembly